AUGUCGUUCCAGCAACUUUUACCCAUAUCAAGUGAACAUAUAUUUGAUCCUGGCCAGAGUGUAUCACAUUGUAUUGAGGCAGAGGCACACGCAUCGAUGCAAACCGAAAAAGAUGUUUCAACAAGUUCCGCAUGCACUGGUAAACACACAAGACCUGGCGGAAGCGAUCCGUACGGUCCAUCCCCAGGCAGAGCGCAGUUUGAAAGCUUCCUCUGUGUUGAAAACAUCGUCCCCAGAGCUUCGAAACGGAAGAAGGACAAGGAACAGGAGAGUACCACAGUGACUCACGACACGGUGGAGGUACAGCUGCAACAGGGCCGCAUCUCCGGCGUGAGGGAGGAGAUCGCCGGGGUAUCCUUUUACGGCUUCAGGGGCAUCCCUUACGCCCAGCCUCCGACGGGGGAGCUAAGGCUUCAGGACCCCGUCGCUGCAGAGGCGUGGGAGGGGGUGAGAGACGGGUCGGUGGCGCCCCCCCUGUGUCCUCAGCUGACAGAAGUCGACGGGGAAACAGCUGUGGCCGGCCAGGAGGACUGCCUCUACCUUAGUGUCUACACGUCGAGGGCAUACCCGUCCGACAUGCCCGUGAUGGUGCUGAUCCAUGGUGGGGGUUUUCUCGUAGGGGGGUCAGAGGAGCAGUACCCCCCCAUGCCCCUGCUGAAGAGGGACGUGGUGCUCGUCGUUCUGCAGUAUCGCCUGGGCACCUUAGGAUUCCUCUCAACGGAAGACGCGGUGAUGCCAGGGAACCUCGGCCUCAAGGACCAGACGCUGGGCCUCCUCUGGGUCAAGGAGAACAUCCGUGUCCUCGGCGGCGACCCCUUCCGCGUGACCUUGUUCGGGCAGGGAGCGGGGUCGGCGGCGGCACACAUGCAGGUCCUCAGUCCUAAGGCCGCUGGCUUGUUCAACCGAGUAAUUCUCCAGUCCGGCAACGCACUCAGUCCUUGGGCGCUGAGGUGCGACCACAGAAAAAAUGCUGCUGUGAUAGGUGAGGCUUUCGGCUGCCCAGGAGUGAAUGCGUCGUCACCUGCUGACUUGAACAGCACCGCACUGCUCGACUGCCUUCGAGAACUCCCCUUUGAACAGCUGACGGUCAUCCCUUCGGCUUUUGUGGUGUGGCUCAACGCCCCCCAGGUGAUGACCCCGCGCGUGGAUGGUACCUUCCUGCCCGCCCACCCCGCCCACCUCCUGAAGGACGGCCUCUUUAACAGGGUCAGCCUCAUCUCGGGCAUUAACCAGCAGGAAGGAGCCUUGCCUGCUCUCGCCACACUCACGACUCCCUUCCUGAAUGAGGCGCUGACGGAGAACUUCUCGCAGGUAGGUCCGAUCAUCCUGAAUGUGCAGGAUGAGGAGAACGCCGUCUUCUUGUCUCGUCGGGCCUUUAACGCUUACCUGCCGCAGUAUCAGGUUAAUGAGGACACCGUCGGGGAUUUCGCCAAGCUCUUAGGUGACGAAGCUUUCCGAGUCCCGCACCGAGAAGUGGUUCGGCUCCACAGCAAGGCCGGGGGUCUCGUGUUCGCCUACGAGCUGAAGCACCGCGGCCUCCAGAGUCUCACAGAUCUCUUCAACACGUCCGCUGGGGAUUCGUGCAACUGUGCAUUGAUGUGCAGCAGUUCCAGCUCAGAGGUUACCCCAAACUUACCCUCAUACACCCUGGAUAGAGAGAGCUGGGGGUACUGGAGGGUGAGUAACGGCGACGACCUCCAGUACCUGUUCAAUGGCACGAUCUUCCCGCCCUUGAGGAAUCUGGACGACCGGCGCCUUAGUGACCUUAUAGUGAUCAUGUGGACAAACUUCGCAGCCACAGGGUACCCGACGCCCGACAAUGCCCUAGGCUUCUGGUGGUCGCCCGUGAGGUCCUGUUCUCCCCUGCCCUAUCUCUGCCUCAUGCCCACGCCCAUCAUGGCCUGGGAUGGGCGUAGUUCCAUGUACGAGUUUUGGACGAGCCUCCCCACCUUCCAGAACCGCGUCCUAAACCCACAGUAUUUCACUCACUCGUCAGGGGGAUUUGGACGACCGCUGUUCCAUGGAGCGACCGCCACCCCCUGGCCCAACAGCCCCUUCCUCCCCGCUCACCGAUUCGGACGACGGCGGUGA
Messenger RNA from Penaeus indicus, 2091 nucleotides. Its product is annotated as juvenile hormone esterase-like. NCBI's taxonomy places the organism in Eukaryota, Metazoa, Arthropoda, Malacostraca, Decapoda, Penaeidae. The transcript is spliced from 17 exons. The coding region runs from base 1 to 2091 and encodes 696 amino acids. The record is from RefSeq and is a predicted model, not a curated record.